GUCGCCUGUGGCUCGCAAACGAUUGUAUUGGGCCGACUGCGGACCACUCGACAGCUGUGCAAGCUGUGCCCAGCACCGCUGCAGCACUGUGCAAAGACAGGCCUCAUGGGAGGCACAGCAGCCGCCGCCGGCGCGAUCUCGGGCACAGCAGUCGCCGUAGCGCUGCAGCCGUUCGACGUCGUGAGGACGAGACUCCAAGCUUGCGCCGCGGCCGGGCGCCCGCGCACCGCCGUCAACGCCGUCCGCGAGAUUGCGGCGGAGGGCGGCGCGGCUCGAUUGUGGCGCGGCACCUCGGCGGCGGCGUUAAGGGUCGGCGGCGGCGCGGCCAUUCAGUUCGGGUCGCUGCGCUUCCUGCGGACGCGGAGCCCGCCGGACGCCGUCAAUGAUGCAUUCAUCGGCGCGGCCGCGCGCGGCGCCUCGGUCGUCGUCAUGUGUCCCAUCACGACGGUCAAGACGCGCAUGGAGGCCUCGCACGUCGGCGCGCGGCAGUACCGAGGCGUGGGGGACGCGCUGGUGACGAUCGUACGGACCCAGGGCGCGGGGGCGCUCGUGCGCGGCCUGCCGCCGCUCUUGUUGACGAAUGUUCCCUUCGCGGCGAUCCACUACGCGUCGUACCGCCGGUUGCAGGCGCUAGGACGAGACUACGCCGACGGCUGGACGCUGAACCUCGUGGCGGGCAGCCUCGCGUCGACGGCGGCGACGGUCGCGACGCAGCCCUUCGACGCGCUGCGCGCGCGGGCCAUGCUGGACCUGCCGAUGCCGCGGAGCCUCCAGGGCCUGUUUGCCGGGUUCGUCCCGCGCCUGGCCAAAAGACCGCUCCAGACGACGCUCAUCUGGGCGCUCUUCGAGGACCUCGACAAGCGGCUCCGGACACUGUAGUUUUUAAUGUUGACAUGUUGUUA
Molecule: messenger RNA, 902 nt
Organism: Pelagomonas calceolata
Lineage: Eukaryota; Pelagophyceae; Pelagomonadales; Pelagomonadaceae
Source: the annotation of a GenBank genome assembly